Messenger RNA from Xenopus laevis (African clawed frog), 3861 nucleotides. It is a transcript of the gene ptx.S, whose product is annotated as pentraxin S homeolog. The record is from RefSeq and is a predicted model, not a curated record. Gene Ontology annotation, biological process: regulation of complement activation, lectin pathway; regulation of cellular defense response. NCBI's taxonomy places the organism in Eukaryota, Metazoa, Chordata, Amphibia, Anura, Pipidae. Bases 7 to 3429 code for a protein of 1140 amino acids. Gene Ontology annotation, molecular function: fucose binding. The transcript is spliced from 24 exons.
UCCUGGAUGGGGGCCAUGAAAUAUAUAAACACACAGGUGUCCUUUCUUCCACCAGAGCUACUGGGACAUCCAGUCUAUGCAACAGAGCUCUCCAGUAUGGCAUCUUCCAUAUUUUGUAUACUCUUGUAUUUAGGCAUUAUUUGUGGACAACACAUUGGAGUUGAUGCCUGGAGUCCUCCUAAAGAUGGACCCUAUGUUAAGCCAGCCCCUAAUGUGGCACUUGAUGGAAUUACUUCACAGUCCAGUACCAUUGCCUAUUAUGGAAACUCAAGACAUGCCAACGAUGGUUCUUUGGCCAACAACUAUCUGAGAUCUCAAUGCUCCUACACAAAAAAAGAAGCAGACCCUUGGUGGAUGGUGGACCUACAGAAACCUUAUCAAAUUUUAUCUGUGGCUGUCACCAACAGAGUGCUGGAAUGCUGCAAAGAAAGGCUUUUUAAUGCUGAAAUCCACAUUGGAAAUGACCCUGAGCAAGGUGGAAAAUUAAAUCCCAGAUGCGGUGUUAUCUCAUCUAUAGAAUCUGGGGAGACCCUUUCAUUCUCAUGCCAAGGAAUGGUUGGGCAGUAUGUGACCAUUACUUUACCAGGGAAGGAGGAGCAUCUUAUUCUGUGUGAAGUUCAAGUGUUUGGUCUGCCUGUCAGCAGUUCUGAUGAUGUUGAAGUGACGGCACCAAAAUAUCUGACAACACCAAAUGGAGCUCCAAACUUGGCUGUGAAAGGGAUAGCCCAGCAAUCCAGUCUCUACAACAUGUAUGGAGAACCAAAGAACGCCAAUGAUGGGUCUCUAGCCAGUAAUUAUUUCUUCCUUGAGUGUGCCAGCACUAGUGAGCAGGAGGAUCCCUGGUGGAUGGUUGAUCUCAAAGCAAGCCACAGAGUUUACACUGUAGCUGUGACCAACAGAGGUGACUGCUGUGCUGAGAAAAUUAACAAUGCUGAAAUAAGAAUCGGAGAUUCCAACGAUGCAGGAGGAAAACAAAAUCCAGUAUGUGGCAUUAUCAAGUCAAUGGCCAAUGGGGAGACACUUUCCUUUGAGUGCAAUGGCAUGCAAGGUCAGUAUGUGACUGUCUUUAUCCCUGGAAAUAAAACAUCACUCACCAUCUGUGAAGUGCAAGUGUUUGGCCUCUCUAGUGAAGCUCCUGAUUAUACUGGAAUAUAUGUGGUUUCUAAAGCAGAUGACUCAUUUCACCUGGCCGACAUAUUUCAAAAUUUUUUUGGUCUAUGGAGCAGUGACGAAGAAUACGAUUAUGAUUUACCUACAGUAGCUACACGAACUGAUGAAAAUCUUGCCUUCAGGGGAAUCAGCUCCCAGUCCAGCACAUAUGAUAACCUUGGAAAGGCAGAAAAUGCCAUUGAUGGUUCCACCAGUACAAAAUAUAUGUCAACGCACUGUUCUCACACUGACCUAGACAUAGAGCCAUGGUGGAAGGUGGACCUUAUCAAUACCUAUAAUGUCACCGAAGUACAAAUAACUAACAGGGGCGACUGCUGUAACAAUCGUAUUAAUGGUGCAGAAAUUAGAAUAGGCACUGCUCCUGAAAAGGGUGGAACAAAAAAUCCCAGAUGUGCUAAAAUUGCAACCAUGGCCCUUGGAGAGUCAGCAACAUUCAGCUGUGGAAUGGUGGGGCGAUAUGUGACUGUUACAAUACCAGGCAGAGCUGCCUAUCUCACUCUCUGUGAAGUAAAGGCCUUCGGCCAUGAAAUUUCUGGAAACUACACUAAUAAUCCCAGUUCUCCUGAUUCGGAGGAAAUUGAAGAACAGCAAGCUGCCACUGAACUCAGAAAUAUUUUAAAGCACUCUGAUGCCGCAUCUAAUGUAGCUCUGCAUGGGGCUGCAUAUCAGUCCAGCACAGCUGGUGAAGCUAAUGCAAAGAAUGCUGUAGAUGGCAAGCUACAGAAUCAGAAUCCAGAUAAACAAUGUGCUCAAACAACAGUGGAAACUGAUCCCUGGUGGACAGUUGACUUAACAUCAAUCCAUAAGGUCUUCUCAAUUGCGGUGACAAACAGAGGAGACUGCUGCAGUGAAGGGCUUGAUGGAGCAGAGAUUCACUUAGGAGAUUCAGCCUUCAGCUGGAAGAAGAACCCUGUGUGUGGAACUGUAUCCAAAAUUGGUCCUGGAGAAACAUUUUCUUUUGAGUGCAAUGGAAUGGAAGGACGUUAUGUAACCAUUGUUCUACUAGGCAAUGAAAAGUCUCUUACUCUUUGUGAAGUACAGGUCUUUGGCUUAACAGUGGAAACACCAAAUGGCGAGAGGAAUGGUGAUUUUGAGCAACAAAAAGAGAAUCAUGGAGCAAAGAAUGUAGCUCCCCAAGGUAUUCCUUAUCAGUCAAGCUAUUACGGCCAAAAGGAACAAGCCAAACGCGUUAUUGAUGGAUCUCUAGCAAGCAACUACAUGGAAGGAGACUGCUGCCACACUGAGAAACAGAUGCAUCCUUGGUGGCAACUAGACAUGAAAUCCAAAAUGCGUGUACAUUCCGUGGCCAUCACCAACCGAGGAGACUGCUGCCGGGAAAGAAUCAAUGGGGCUGAAAUCCGCAUUGGGAAUUCUAAAAAAGAAGGGGGACUUAACAGUACCAGGUGUGGCGUUGUAUUCAAGAUGAAUUAUGAGGAGACGUUAUCCUUUAACUGCAAAGAGCUUGAGGGCCGAUAUGUCACUGUAACAAUACCAGACAGAAUCGAGUACCUAACACUGUGUGAAGUUCAGGUUUUUGCUGAUCCACUCGAAGUAGAUGGAACGGAAGCAUCGGAUUCUUCAGAGUCUGUAGAUGGAACAGAAGCACCAGCUUCUCCAGAGUCUGAUGUGGAACUACCAAUUGCUUCUGGUAUGAAUGUGGAUUUAACAAACAAAUCUUUCAUGUUCCCAAAAGAAAGUGACAUCAACCAUGUAAAGCUAUUACCUGAAAAAGCAAUGAGCCUCAAAGCCUUUACACUCUGCAUGAAGGUGCUCUUGAAUGUCCCUGAAAAUCGAGAAACCAUUUUAUUUUCAUACCGUACAAUGUUUUACGAUGAGCUAAACCUUUGGAUUGAGCGUGAUGGUAGAAUAGGCCUAUACAUGAGUGGAGAUGGCAUUAUAUUCCCGCGAAUGAAAUUUAAAAGUGAAUGGAACCAUCUCUGUUUGACUUGGGAGUCUAAGUACGGUCGCACAGAAUUCUGGUUGAAUGGCAGACGAUCAGCUACAAAAGUGUAUCACCAAAAGAACACUGUGCGUUCAGGUGGAAUCGUCUUGUUGGGUCAAGAUCAAGAUUCUUAUGGGGGAGAUUUUGAUAAGACCCAAAGCUUUGUGGGACAAAUCAAAGAUCUUAAGAUGUGGAACAAAGUCCUGCCCCUGAGGUCUCUCAAAUCUUUGUUCAAGGGUAGAGAAAUUGGAAAUGGCAAUAUUUUUGAUUGGAGUUCAUUAUCUUACUCAAUGAUAGGAAAUGUUGCAGAAGUCUAAAAUGAAAUCAGCUCAAGUUAGUAACACAAUGGGCUCUUUCUCUGUGCAGUUCUUGAUUAGUAACUAACAGUCAAACUAUCACAGUCCAGAAGCUUACUCUGCAUCUAUUCUGUAGAGCUGACAAUUAAAAUAAAAUCCAUGGUACUCUUGUACGGCUUUGAGUGGCCAUAUAUAGCUUUAUAUUGUGGUUGAUAUGUUAUCACGCUGCAUCUUGGGAUAUAUUAGUUAAAGUUAAAAAGAUGCUUGUAUCUAAUUUAGGAAAAUAGAGAACAUGGUCAGUUGUCUGGUCAGAUCCUGUGCUUGAAAAUGGUUUAGGAUUCUGGACUCUGUUUAAACUGAUUUUACUUUAUAACAUAUCCAUUCUGAUUGUAAAAAUGAAAGUUAAAUGUCAAACUACAAUGUAUUAAAAAAUAAAGAUAAUACAGUGAUUUC